AUGGAUCUACCCCUAAAUGACUUCAAUUUCGAAGAGUACUUUCGACAACAGUUCGAGAUGCAAAAAGCCAUACUCGAAAGGCAGAAAAAACUUCUUGAAGAGUUGCAAAGUAGAAACGAGCAACCGCACUCUUUGUCAAACUACGACAACUACUUCACACAAAGGCGCAAUAAUGCAGGAAAGCUUGGUUUGACGCCUAUCCAGAAGUGUACAGCUGCCAUACGCAUGCUCGCAUAUGGAGUUGCAGCAGAUGCUUGUGAUGAGUACGUCAAGAUAGGGGAAACAACUGCACUUGAGUGUACUAGAAAUUUUUGUGACGGAGUAAUUGCCUUGUUUGAAGAUGAAUACUUGAGACGACCAAAUGUGGAAGACUUGCAGAGGUUACUCAAAGUUGGUCAGGAGCGUGGUUUCCCUGGUAUGAUUGGAAGUAUCGAUUGCAUGCAUUGGCAGUGGAAGAAUUAUCCUAAGGCUUGGCAAGGGCAAUUUACUAGUGGACACAAGGGCACCACUACUGUUAUCCUUGAAGCAGUUGCGUCAUAUGAUUUGUGGAUAUGGCAUGCUUUCUUUGGUUUACCUGGUACGUUAAAUGACAUAAAUGUACUAGAUAGGUCACCGGUAUUUACCCGAUAUUGUGUUCGGGUUGUGAAGCUCCGCGGGCAACUCCUUCCGACUCUCCUCACUAGCUCCAUCUCACGGCUGAAUACAUACGUGAAUGGCCGGGACAAUACAAUCUUGCAUAUGUCUGGUUGGAAAUUUGAGUAA
Asparagus officinalis (garden asparagus) is the source of this 762-nucleotide messenger RNA. RefSeq lists its product as uncharacterized. Lineage: Eukaryota; Viridiplantae; Streptophyta; Magnoliopsida; Asparagales; Asparagaceae. The coding region runs from base 1 to 762 and encodes 253 amino acids. The record is from RefSeq and is a predicted model, not a curated record. The transcript is spliced from 2 exons.